Molecule: messenger RNA, 1370 nt
Organism: Erigeron canadensis
Lineage: Eukaryota; Viridiplantae; Streptophyta; Magnoliopsida; Asterales; Asteraceae
Product: eukaryotic translation initiation factor 3 subunit I-like
Exons: 8
Coding region: 189-1172 (327 amino acids)
Biological process (GO): cytoplasmic translational initiation
Cellular component (GO): eukaryotic translation initiation factor 3 complex, eIF3m; cytoplasm
Molecular function (GO): RNA binding; translation initiation factor activity; protein binding
Source: RefSeq, a predicted model, not a curated record
GCCCAGUCCAAAACACCAUCUCACAAUCCCAAUCCCAAUUCGCCCAGGGCAAAACCCUCACUCAUUUUCGCAUCUAAAAUAUAGGGUUUUCUACCACAAUCCCAAACUUUUCCCAAAUUUCACCUAAAAAGCUCUCAUCCUAACCAUUAAUCAAAUCAAAUAUCAAAUUCAAAGCUAACAAAAAAAAGAUGAGGCCCAUAUUGAUGAAAGGGCAUGAAAGGCCAUUAACAUUCUUGAAAUACAAUAGAGAUGGAGAUCUUCUAUUCUCUUGUGCUAAAGAUCACACUCCAACUGUUUGGUUUGCUGAUAACGGUGAACGUUUAGGCACUUACCGUGGUCACAACGGUGCCGUUUGGUGCUGCGAUGUUUCAAGAGAUUCGUCAAGAUUGAUUACUGGAAGUGCUGAUCAAUCUGCUAAGCUAUGGGAUGUUCAGAGUGGAACCCAGCUUUUCACUUUUAGUUUUGAUUCGCCUGCUAGGGCUGUUGAUUUUUCUGUUGGUGAUAAGCUUGCUGUGAUCACUACUGACCCUUUUAUGGGUUUGACUUCUGCUAUCCACGUCAAACGCAUUGCCGCCGAUCCUGAUGACCAGGUUGGUGAUUCUGUACUUGUUCUCAAGGGUCCUCAAGGAAGGAUCAAUAGAGCAGUUUGGGGACCAUUGAACAGGACAAUAAUUAGUGCUGGUGAAGAUGCCGUGAUUCGAAUUUGGGAUACAGAGACUGGAAAGUUGCUGCAAGAAAAUGACAAAGAAGUUGGCCACAAAAAGACAAUUACCUCACUUGCAAAAUCAACGGAUUGCUCACAUUUUCUUACUGGGUCGCUAGAUAAGUCAGCAAAGCUUUGGGACAGCAGAUCAUUAACAUUAAUCAAGACAUAUGUAACUGAACGCCCAGUAAAUGCUGUUGCCAUGUCUCCGCUUCUUAACCAUGUCGUCCUUGGGGGAGGUCAGGAUGCAUCUGCUGUCACAACAACGGAUCAUCGUGCUGGGAAGUUUGAAGCCAAGUUUUAUGACAAGAUUCUGCAAGAAGAAAUUGGAGGUGUUAAAGGCCAUUUUGGUCCAAUAAAUGCUUUGGCUUUCAACCCUGAUGGGAAAAGUUUCUCGAGUGGAGGUGAAGAUGGUUACGUGAGACUGCAUCACUUUGAUCCCGACUAUUUCAGAAUUCCAUCAAUUUAAUCAAGCUUCAAGAUUUGUGUUGCUAAGUCAUCUUGUAAGGCAUAUACAUUUUGAUUCAGUUUUCUUGUAGUGUUGAUAUUGUGGGCAAGUAUGGUUCCACCGCGAUGUAGUUCAAGUAUUGUUAGAGAUUAUUUUGAGAUUGUUUCAGUUUUGGAGAUUCAAACUACAAAUUAUAAAAUCACUGCUAUUGUCCUAAAA